Molecule: messenger RNA, 1034 nt
Organism: Racocetra persica
Lineage: Eukaryota; Fungi; Glomeromycota; Glomeromycetes; Diversisporales; Gigasporaceae
Source: the annotation of a GenBank genome assembly
UUUUUGAUAGAUAUGGUUAUCAUUUCCAUGUACGUAUUUAUGUCACAAAACUCUUACCUAAACCUAUGGAAAUUGGAACAGCUGUUGCAGAACCAUCGACUACCUCACCAGAACAACCGAUUGAUAAGCCAGAGCCCAUUAACGAUGACAAAAAAUCGAUACAAUUAUCACCUAGUGUUUUAAAUAUCGAAAAGAAACAUUUGCCAUGGGAUGGGAAAGAGGUAGAAAUAAUUGUAUUAGACAGUGAUUCUGAAAAGGACGAUGAUAUGACUAUUGAAAAGGGUAACAAAGUUCUAACGGAGGUGGUCAGCACGCGGGAUCCUGACAGUGAUGCAGCUUCUAAGGUGAACAAUGACAAUAAUAUGGUGCUGGACUGUGAUGAUGAAUACAUCUACAUCUACGACGAUGAUGACGAACAUGCAUAUCUAGACCAACAGCAACAGGAAGAACAGAGGAUUUUAGAGGUUGAAUCUGACGAGCUUUUCUUAAAAGACGAUCCACAAGAUUUGAUGCAAGACAUACAAUCAGCAAUAUUUUAUUGGCAUUGGGAUGAAGACGUGAAGAAAAAGUUACCGAUGGCUCCAUUAAUAAAUGACGAUUUUACACUUUACUUACAACUUCAGAAUGCAAUAUCCAGAUCUACACUUAGUCCUGAAGCUGUUGAAAAACUUAAAAGGGAACUGCCUCCGAUACCGGAAGGAAAACUUGACGCUCGUGAAUCAUGGGACAAUUACUUUAAAUUUAGAAAAGAAUAUGCUAUUAACAAACGCAUGGCUCAAAGGCAACGUUAUGAAAAAAAUUAUAUUGGAGAUAGUGAUGAUGAUGAAUUGACUUAUGCUUCUGGAAAAACUGCUGAAGUAAUUGAACAACGCAAAGAAAGAAUGGCGCUUGAACAGGGAUACAGUAGGCGUUAUGCAGAGCAGGAAAAACUUGCAGACCCAAAGGAUGGGGUCAUUAUUAACCUUGGACAUCUUGAAAACGAAGACAACAUCUACAUUCCUGAUUCAUUAAGUAAAAAAUUGAAGCCUCAUCAG